GCCAUUGCCGUACGCAUCAAGCUGCCUUGUUUUGUUUUGAGCGGUGCGCGAUAAACUUACCACGAACUUUCGAAAUGCCUUCAGCCAGCCCAAACCGGGAGAUGGACCACUACUAUUCCACCGAGGAAGAUAUGGACGUAUAUAAGCCCUCCAAGGAAGACAUGGAUAGCGCUGAACAAGAGCUACGCGUCAAACUGGAACGGUUCGGCGCCGUUAGCGACUUGGGCGGGACAGAUAGCAUCGUCAACGAAGUCGUUGACAAGGUGAGCGAACUGGUUGCCUCCCCCGAUGACACGGCGGAAGAGGAGUCCAAAACUGAUCCGCUCUUGCCCUAUCUGGAAGCCGAAAAGAAGUUGUUGUGCGCCAGGAAGCGUACUGGAGUCGCCGCGUCUCGACGGCCGCUACCAACGCGCCGCGGAAGCGGCGACAGCGCUCCGCUGCCGCACGAAGACAACUCGGAAUUGUUCCGGCGAAUCGCCUCAGUGGUUUCCGGCAAAGGCGUCGAGUACAAGGCGUGCAGCCAAGAGCAAUACUGUGCCGAGCUCGUAAGCAAGUUGACUGGCAUGUGCGCGGAAGCCAAGCCGUGGACUGCAUCGUCGAGCGACGCGCGUUACGCGGAGCGUCCCACUGUGUUGGACCGUAUGCUGCUCAAAGUCUCGCGUAUCGCUCUUUCGCGCCUCGUCGAGACCGAAGUGCGCGGCUGCCUGGAAGACGAAGACGAGACGGAACUUCCGAAAGAGCUGGCGCGUUACGUCGGACUGACGGCGAAGUUGGACGCGGAAGAGGCCCGACGCUACGUGCACGUCCAAGACUUGAGCGCCCAGCGUGAGGAGCGAGCAGUGUACGUGAGGACGCUGUUGGCCCAAGGCGAACGGCUACGUGGCGCGCGCGAGAACGUGGAGCAGCGCGAGUCCCACGUCGGCAUUGUGAUUCGAGGCGUCUGCGACUUGCACGAUUCCCUCGCUUCGAGAGUACAACUGUGCAAGUCGCUGGUCGCGGCUGCCGACAACGUUCAAGCAGUUCAAGCGCGUCAAGAAAACGCCGCCGCCGCUGCUGCCACCUCGGUGUGCUUAGACGACGAUCCAGUGGGAGCUGUCUUCGACCAGCGCUGCUCCCAACUUGUCGCCGCCAUGGCCGCGAUAGUCGACCAGCUCGAUCAAAUGCAGCUUCGGAGGGAGCGCAUGACUGAACUCGUCGACAGGCUCGAAGCCGACAUGACGGCCCGCUGUCAGGGCAGCAUGAGCAAGUGGCACGAUGGCGUGCGCGCCAACACCCUGAAGAGAAACGGGAACCUGAAGUUGCUGCGCGCGUUGUUCAUUGAAUUCCAUACUAACCCGACGCGUUUCGUUUCUCGAAUGAAAACCGCUAGAAUGCUUAAAGCGCGCGGCACACUGCCUGUUGUCCAGCAAAAGAAAGACGACGCGAAGCAUCCCUGAAAGUUUGGUUGCUGGAAAAGAAAAUAAAUGUUGUUGGCUUCUAAAAGUUCGUCAUAUUGUUUUG
Rhipicephalus sanguineus (brown dog tick) is the source of this 1500-nucleotide messenger RNA. RefSeq lists its product as uncharacterized. The coding region runs from base 75 to 1436 and encodes 453 amino acids. Lineage: Eukaryota; Metazoa; Arthropoda; Arachnida; Ixodida; Ixodidae. The transcript has a single exon. The record is from RefSeq and is a predicted model, not a curated record.